This is a messenger RNA of Malassezia pachydermatis, 840 nucleotides long. RefSeq lists its product as hypothetical. The transcript has a single exon. Gene Ontology annotation, molecular function: RNA binding. NCBI's taxonomy places the organism in Eukaryota, Fungi, Basidiomycota, Malasseziomycetes, Malasseziales, Malasseziaceae. The record is from RefSeq and is a predicted model, not a curated record. The coding region runs from base 1 to 840 and encodes 279 amino acids. Gene Ontology annotation, cellular component: nucleolus.
AUGAGCUCGGUGCCGCCGCUGAUGGCGCUCACAGAGUCGGGGCAGAAAGGUCGCACGACCAAAGCAAAAGGAAAAGCAAAGUCGACACAUGGCCAUGUCCCACGCCGUCGUUUCGAAAAGAAGCAAACAAUCUCGUUCGAUGAAGAUGCACGACGCGAAUACUUGACAGGCUUCAGCAAGCGCAAACAGCAGCGAAAGCAAGCGGCGCACGAGUUUGUACAAAAGAAGAUCCGCGAGGAGAUCAAGAAAUCAAGGCAAGCAGCAGCAGAGGCCAGGAAACAGCGAGCAGCCGAAAAUGUUCGUGCAGAGCGACGUGCCUAUGGUCUAGAUACCGACGACGAAGACGAGGAGGAGGAAGAAGCACCAGCACCUAUGAACGAAGAACGCGACUUUGAAAACGAAGAGCGGUAUGCACAUGUUACUAUUCAGGAAAUGGGAAUGGACGACUGGACGACGCCUGCGCCCUUUGCAGAAGUCCUUCCACCCUCGUCACGCCGCGCUGCAAAGAAAGAGGAUGCCCAACCAGCCCCUGUCGCAUCGAAAAAGGCCAAAGCAGAAUCACGUCGCACUAAUGCGAUUUCUACGGUCCCCUCCGGAAGUUUGACAGGGAUUUUGGAACCAGAGGUGGCUCAGGCAGCUCAAUCCGAGCAAAUCUUCUCACCUACCGAUGUGCCUGAGCAGCCUAAAACGAAGCGCGCACAUACCUACCUGUCGAAAGCCGAACGACAAAAGGAACGGCAGAAACAGCGUGAAUGGAACCAUGCCCAGGCCGAAAAACGCCGUGCUGAAAACAAGGUAAAAGCCACGCACGUAAAGAAAAAGAAGCGAGCCACUAUGUAG